Molecule: messenger RNA, 570 nt
Organism: Plasmodium adleri (nom. inval.)
Lineage: Eukaryota; Apicomplexa; Aconoidasida; Haemosporida; Plasmodiidae
Product: conserved Plasmodium protein, unknown function
Exons: 2
Coding region: 1-570 (189 amino acids)
Source: RefSeq, a predicted model, not a curated record
AUGAUAUUUAAAAGUGUUAGGAAUUUAUCUAAUAAAGUGUGCGAUGUUUUAGUAUCCUUUGGUGUGCGUCAAAAUAAAACUACAUUUAUAUCACAUCCAGGUGUUAUGGUAGUAUCUCAAUUAUUAGAAAUGAAAUUAAUAACUAGACCAAGAGCAACAUUAACUCAAGAAAAUGUUAAUGCUAUGGUUGAAUUUGAUUAUGAGCUUGCGAAAAAAGCUCAAAUAGCUGUUGAUAAUAAUUUGCCAGUGAAUUUUUUUGAUUUGGAAUAUAUAGAUAGACCAGAAUAUUUGAAAUUGUUACUUGAAGAAAAAGAAAUUUUAGAAAAGGCACGAGAAGAAGUUUUGAAAAUGGAAAAAGGAAAUUAUAAAAUACCAGAUAUACUAAAAAAUUACAAAAGAGUGGAAAUACCAAGAGAAUGGAGAAAAGAAUUAGAAAUCGAUGAAAAAAUAUUAAAAGAACAACCAGGAUUAAAGGAAAAUAUUGAAUUACAAACUAUUAUGAAUAACUAUAUUAGAAAUAAAUUUAAUAAAAACAAAGAUCAAAAUUCAAAAAAGGAGAUAAAAAAUUAA